Molecule: messenger RNA, 563 nt
Organism: Hyla sarda
Lineage: Eukaryota; Metazoa; Chordata; Amphibia; Anura; Hylidae
Gene: LAMTOR5
Product: late endosomal/lysosomal adaptor, MAPK and MTOR activator 5
Exons: 4
Coding region: 16-408 (130 amino acids)
Biological process (GO): cellular response to amino acid stimulus; positive regulation of TORC1 signaling
Cellular component (GO): lysosome; cytoplasm; Ragulator complex
Molecular function (GO): guanyl-nucleotide exchange factor activity
Source: RefSeq, a predicted model, not a curated record
GUCUGAGAGAUUGCCAUGGCAACCGAUUUUACCAGAGACUCCUGCAUAGCUGCCAUAGCAUUAUUAACAGCAGAAUGGACGGACCUGGACACAGAGUGGUCCACUAAUAGUUGGAGUUGGUCAUUAGGCAUUGCUUCAGGAUUGGAUGGUUCCAUAUUAAUAAUGAGGAUGAAAAUUCCAUCUAUCGUUGGCAUCUUGUGCACAGAUUCACAGGGACUUAACUUGGGGUGCUGUGGCAGUCUUUCUGAUGAGCAUGCUGGUGUGAUCUCUAUACUCCCUCAGCAGGCAGCUAAGCUUACAAUGGACCCCACCGAUGUGCCGGUUGUAUGUCUGGAAUCAGACAGCGGAACCAUUAUGAUUCAGAAGCAUGACCACUUGACUGUAGCAAUUCAUAAAAUGACAUCCUAAGAGCUGAUCUUUGCUGCAGAGAAGAAAAUGAUACAAAAUACAUCGAUUUCUGAAAAUGUAGAUUUUAAAGAAAACUAUUUAUUACUAUCUUCAACUAUGACUAUUGGUUUCUUCUGAAGUCAUAAAUCAACACAAUAAAGUCUGGAUUCACACUU